Messenger RNA from Cryptococcus deneoformans JEC21, 1467 nucleotides. Its product is annotated as mannose-6-phosphate isomerase, putative. Gene Ontology annotation, biological process: carbohydrate metabolic process; GDP-mannose biosynthetic process. Gene Ontology annotation, molecular function: zinc ion binding; mannose-6-phosphate isomerase activity. Gene Ontology annotation, cellular component: cytosol. The record is from RefSeq and is a predicted model, not a curated record. The transcript has 5 exons. Bases 43 to 1413 code for a protein of 456 amino acids. NCBI's taxonomy places the organism in Eukaryota, Fungi, Basidiomycota, Tremellomycetes, Tremellales, Cryptococcaceae.
CGAACAAAGAUACAUACCACUACAACCCCAAGCUCAACAACAAUGUCGUCUGGUAACGUACCAAAGAUUGAAAGGCUUAGCUGUGUCCCUAACGACUACCCCUGGGGUGAGGUCGGCAAUGACAGUUUGGCCGCUCGUCUAGCAUCGAAGAACGGUGCCGUCUCGUUCGACCUCAAGCCUGAACAGGCCUACGCCGAGCUGUGGAUGGGCACCCACCCGAAUAAUCCUGCCCACCUAUUCUCAUCCCCCGACACACUCCUUUCCACCCACCUCAAAAAGAACCCUUCCUUACUCGGUGCAGCCAAUCGAUUUUCUCCUCCCUUCACUGGGGCAAAGGGCUCUGGCGCUGAGGGCCAGGAAGAAGGACAUGUACCUUUCUUGUUCAAAGUUUUGACCUGCAAGCAAGCUCUUCCAUUGCAGAUCCAUCCCGAUAAAGCUUUGGCCAAGAAGUUGCACGAAGAGAACCCUAAGCAAUUUGGCGAUAUCAACCAUAAGCCGGAAAUCGCUGUCUGCCUUUCAGACCGUUUUCUUGGAUUUGCUUCCUUUCGCCCAUACGACAAAAUUGCUUCACUCUUGAAAAGUGUUCAAGAAAUUUCUCUUCUCCCCUCUUUGCUCCAGAAGUCCAUUAAAUCGUUCAUUUCUGCCCCCUCGGCCGAAACUCUUCAACCUACUUGGGAGGGAUUCAUUAAGCUCGGAGACAACGAGGAAUCAGUCAAGAAAUUCUCGGACCGCGUACUUAGCCAAGGACUCAAGGCUUUUGACAGUGUAGAUAUUGAAGACGAGGACAAGAACAGAUUAGUGCGAGCUGUUGAGUUGGGAAAGAAGUACAACCCUGGAGAUGCUGGACUGUUCUCUAGUUUGCUCUUUUUGAAUCUUAUAGAGCUUAAAAAGGACCAGGGUAUGUACGUCGGCGCCGAUGGCCCCCACGCUUGGCUCGAAGGCGAAAUCGUUGAGCUUAUGGCCAUCAGCGACAAUGUCCUCAAUGUUGGCUUCACUUCUGACGACUCCAAAGAUGAUCCUUCAUUGGUUGCCAAGGCUGUAACUUGCACCCCCAAAGCUAUCAAGGACCUUCUAUUGGAUGCCUCCAAGUACUCCAAAUCUCAAAAUGGAAGGACAACAGUCUAUUCAACUCCUUUUGAGGAGUUCUCUAUCAUGAAGAUUGCAGGAGAUGAAAUCUUAUCUCCUCUGGAUGGGGCCGGAGUUGCGGUCGUCCUUGAAGGAGAGUGGACGGUCGAAGACCAAGAAGGAACAAAGCGAGGAGGGGAGGGUACUGAUGGUGAAGGAGGUGAAGGCACUAUUUGGUUUAUUGGUUCUGCGACUGAAACGAAAUGGACCGCAAAGGGCGGUAAGGGCCAGAUCUGGAUUGCUUUCUACGACAAGACUGCCAAGAAGGACGACGUCGGAAAGAAGUAGAUGUAAUUUGCGUUAUAUGUCGUAUUAUAAAUAUGAAUACUUAGUAAAUAAUGC